AUGGCGGACACGUGUGGCCAAGUAUUGCUGGGAUCAGGGCUCACCGUCCUCUCCCACCCUUUGAUGUACAUUAAAGUCCUGAUCCAGGUAGGACAUGAGCCACUUGCUCCAUCCCUGGGCAGGAACCUGUUUGGCAGACAAGUGUACCAGCUGCCUGGACUGUUUGCUUAUGCAAAACACAUAAUCAAGAUUGAUGGAAAAGCAGGUCUCUUCAAAGGUCUCGGUCCAAGGCUCUGUGCUGGCUCCAUCGGCACCAUAGUGCACAGCAAGGUUGUGCAGAAAUGUCAGGAACAAGGCACACUUCAGGUACUAGGAGGUCAGCAGAAAGCUGUGGAGGGCUCCCUACAGCACGUUGUUAAUGAGACAACCAAAGAGAUGGUGGCUCGUUCCUGCGCCACCAUCGUCACACAUCCCUUUCAUGUGAUUACUUUGCGAUGUAUGGUCCAGUUUAUUGGGAGGGAAACAAAAUACAGUGGGGUGUUUGACUCCAUCGUCACAGUCUACAGAGAAGAAGGCAUCCUGGGCUUCUUUGCUGGUUUGAUUCCUCGCCUGCUCGGUGACGUCCUGUCUCUGUGGAUCUGUAACCUGCUGGCUCAUCUCAUCAAUACGUACGCCAUUGAUGACUCGAUGAGUCACACAGGAGAAAUCAAGAACUGCUCUCAGGCUGUGACGGGGUUCUUCGCCAGUAUGCUUACAUACCCUUUUGUUUUGGUGUCAAACCUCAUGGCCGUCAAUAACUGCGGGCUUGCUGGAGGCCUGCCCCCCUAUGCAUCAGUAUAUCCCACCUGGGUGGACUGCUGGAUGCAUCUAAGCAGAGAGGGCAACAUGAGCAGAGGCAACAGUUUAUUUUUCCGGAAGCUUCCGGCAGGAAAGGUGUAUGCAAUUGACCAGAAGAGAUUUUUUUAAAGCCUCGAGAACUGAGCUGAACAUAGUUGUGAUAAUAAAACAAAUAAAAAAAUCAUCAUUGCCUGAUCUGGGGGCUGGACAGUCGGCACUAAAUCUUUUUGUUUCUUUUUGUAUGCACUUGUUUACUAUGAGGGUUCUUUUACUUGACCUGUGAAAUAAAAACACUUUAAUUUCCAGUUAAUUUCCAGCAGGCUUUGUUUUAUUAACAUACAUUUACAGAUUGAAACUGCAGGGCUGUAAAAUAAUGGAGCAUUAAUCUUGUUUUUAAAACCCACAUGAGGCUCAUGUGUCUGAAUAGUGUUAUGACAGACCAAGUGUGUAAGCGCCCCCCCCAUGUUUUUUUUUAUAUAGAUUAUCGACAAUGACUCUCCCUCAUCCACGUGAUGGGAUUGGUUUGUUGAAAACAGCACUUCAGUCUGCAUGUGGUAUGUCUAAUAAUUCACAUGUUAGUGAUCGAGUGGGACCGCUUGUCUCAUGUGCUGUUGUCUUGAUGUGUUAAUUAUCAUAAAGCUGCUUGGCGGGCGUGUGAUGCUAGUGAAAAGGAGGGAAAGGACCCAGAGGUGAUGGUUGUUCAGGAGCAUGUUUUGGAUGUACAGAGGCAUGGAGGGCAGCUAAGCUGACUAAUAUCUCUCGGCACUCUAAGCAGCCGAGUGCUUGUAUCAAUUCAUUCUGACUGACCCAAAUAAAAAUGCUUUUUUGA
Messenger RNA from Cottoperca gobio, 1606 nucleotides. It is a transcript of the gene mtch2, whose product is annotated as mitochondrial carrier homolog 2. Bases 1 to 906 code for a protein of 301 amino acids. NCBI's taxonomy places the organism in Eukaryota, Metazoa, Chordata, Actinopteri, Perciformes, Bovichtidae. The transcript has 13 exons. Gene Ontology annotation, cellular component: mitochondrion; membrane. Gene Ontology annotation, biological process: positive regulation of apoptotic process. The record is from RefSeq and is a predicted model, not a curated record.